Colletotrichum karsti is the source of this 468-nucleotide messenger RNA. RefSeq lists its product as uncharacterized. The record is from RefSeq and is a predicted model, not a curated record. NCBI's taxonomy places the organism in Eukaryota, Fungi, Ascomycota, Sordariomycetes, Glomerellales, Glomerellaceae. The transcript has 2 exons. The coding region runs from base 1 to 468 and encodes 155 amino acids.
AUGACCACGCGUCGCAAGCCGGGCUCAGGGAGCACCUCCAGCCGUCACUCGAAGAGCCGCCGAUACCUGCCGACGCUCGGCGCUGCCCACGCCGCCACCUCAAAGGACAAGAUGGUAGUCCCUUACCUCCUCACCGAGGCCCGCGUCAACUUCCAACCUCACACCACAAUCGAGUACACCACCGACGACCCGGCUUUAUCCGGCUGGAUACCCGAAGGCCAGGUCCAUCACCGCGCGUUGGGAAGGUAUUGGGGUACGAAACUGGUCAUGGAGGGCAUCGACAAGGAGUCAUGGGUUGCGUCCCAACGCCGGGCGCAGAAGCUUGGACAGCAGAAUCCGAAGACCGGCGAGAACACCAGCGAUCAGACCGGUGCGCAGCAUGGCGAAGGGAAGCGGGAGAAAACAAUCAAAGUCUCACGAAAAGGUGGUCUUUGCUGGAUCGCGGAAGAUGAUCGGGAGUGGCUUUGA